Messenger RNA from Verruconis gallopava, 1260 nucleotides. RefSeq lists its product as uncharacterized. NCBI's taxonomy places the organism in Eukaryota, Fungi, Ascomycota, Dothideomycetes, Venturiales, Sympoventuriaceae. The coding region runs from base 1 to 1260 and encodes 419 amino acids. The transcript has a single exon. The record is from RefSeq and is a predicted model, not a curated record.
AUGUCUUCGGAGAUGCAUGCUUUAGUUUUCGGUGCCUCUGGUGUAUCAGGCUGGGGGGUGAUGAACCAGUUGCUUUCAUACCCAACUCCCACAGCAUGGACGAGCAUUGCCGGAACAACCAACCGUCCUCUGACUGCUUCGCAAGCGCUGCUACCCAACGAUCCGCGACUUUCAUUGGUGUCUGGAAUCGACCUUACAAACCCUCCAUCUGCGAUAGCCAAAUCAUUGAAAGAAAAGGUCAAACAUGUUGACAAAAUCACUCACGUGUUCUUCACUGCAUAUAUACACAUAAACGAGCGCGCCAUACAACUCCUUGAAGAAUCUAGCCAGGAUCAUGAACUGGUCAAGAGCCUGAAGACCAUGCCCGAGUACAAGACUAAGAAUUGGCAUGCACUUGUCAAGGAAACCAAUGUGAAGAUUGUCAAGAACGCAUCCGAAGCGCUCAACGAAGUUGCGCCGAGCUUGAAGCGCUUUGUGAUGCAAACUGGUGGCAAGCACUAUGGCAUGGAUUCAGGUCCAAAGCUGGUUCCUUCAUUGCUUGAUAGUCCGUAUGAAGAGUCCCGACCGCGACUAACAGGAAAAGUGGCAGAACCCAUCUUCUACUACGGACAAAUUGAUGCCGUGGCAGACAGCUGCAGGGACAGAUCAUGGACAUUCUGCGAGGUCCGACCGGAUGUGAUUGUUGGAUUUGUUCCUUCACUGGGAAGCGUGAGUGGACAGGAUGCCGCAAGGUUACUUGCAUUGUACCUCUCAUUGUAUCGCAAGGUGCAUGGUGAAGGAGCUGAGUUUCCAUUCCCUGGCUCACAAAAAAGCUGGACGAAUCGCCAUACCGAUAGCUGGCAAGACACAAUUGGGAAAUUAUCUAUCUGGGCUGCGACACAGGAUCUGCGCAACGGGGAAGCCUUCAACUGUGUGGAUAAGCCAACGACUUGGAAAGAGAAAUGGGGGCCUAUUUGUGCAUUUUUUGGUCUGAAGGGCACAGGUCCUGGGGAGAGACCAUACGACAUGAUGCAGAGCACGCAGUGGGUUCAUCAACAUAAGAAGGAAAUCGAUGAGCUCAUCAAAGAACACGGAUUGAUUGGAGAUUCGUGGACAACGGCGAAUUGGGUCUUCAUGUGGGCAAUCAUGACUGUCCUGGAUUACGACAAAGAGUACGACAUGAGAAAAGCCACUGGGCUUGGAUUCAAGGACCAGGUAGGAGGCGCUGAUGGUUGGAUAGCAACGUUCAAACGUCUGAGGGAGGCCAAGGUGAUUCCUUAG